Molecule: messenger RNA, 1722 nt
Organism: Coregonus clupeaformis (lake whitefish)
Lineage: Eukaryota; Metazoa; Chordata; Actinopteri; Salmoniformes; Salmonidae
Product: cytosolic 5'-nucleotidase 3
Exons: 9
Coding region: 167-1036 (289 amino acids)
Cellular component (GO): cytoplasm
Molecular function (GO): magnesium ion binding; 5'-nucleotidase activity
Source: RefSeq, a predicted model, not a curated record
CGCACACACUUCCGUCCUCAAUUUAUGUAAGCAAAUGCCCGCAAAAGUGUAGCCUGGCUAUUGCAGUUUGGCUAACUAGCUAGCUAGCUAUAUAACUUAUUGAUUGCAUUUCUAGCUAGAUCCAUCAUUUAACUUUUCUUGAAUUAAACAACAUCUCUCUAGAAAAAUGAUCCCAGAGCUGUCCAGCGCCUCAGUGUGUAUGAGGGACCCUCAGAGGGUGGAGGAGAUCAUUAAGACCAUGCAGGAGGAUGGCACCAGCACUAUUCAGGUGAUUUCAGACUUUGACAUGACCCUCACACGGUUUGCCUACAAUGGGAAGCGGUGUCCUACCAGUCACAAUAUCCUGGACAACAGCAAGCUCAUCAGUGAGGAGUGCAAAGCACAGCUGAAGGACUUGCUCAACACAUAUUACCCCAUAGAGAUAGAUUCCAAACGGACAGCGGAGGAGAAGCUGCCCCUCAUGGUGGAGUGGUGGACUAAAGCCCAUACUCUUCUGGUGCAGCAGCGCAUCAGGAAAGACCUGCUUCAGGAUGUGGUGAAGGAGUCUGAUGCUAUGCUCAGGGAGGGCUACCAGCUGUUCUUUGACCACCUGCAGGAGCACAGCAUCCCUCUGCUCAUCUUCUCUGCUGGGGUAGGAGACGUGCUGGAGGAGGUGAUCCGCCAGGCCGGGGUCUUUCACCCCAACGUCAAGGUCUUCUCCAACUACAUGGACUUUGAUGAGACUGGUGCGCUGAAGGCGUUCAAAGGGGAGCUGAUCCACAUCUAUAACAAGAGGGAGGGAGCUCUGCUGAACACAGGCCACUUCCAGGAGCUCAAGUCACGUCACAACGUCCUGCUGCUGGGAGACUCUCUAGGGGACCUGACCAUGGCUGAUGGGGUGCACAGCAUGGAGAACAUCCUCAAGAUAGGCUUCCUCAACGACAAGCUGGAGGAGAGGAAGACGUCCUACCUGAAUGCUUAUGACAUCGUGCUGGUGAAGGAUGAGACCAUGGAAGUGCCUAACGCCAUACUGCUCCAUCUCACCUGCACCAAGUGACCUGACCACGAACUUCAUCUCACUGGCCAAUCAGUAGUGAGCGUUCCAACGCUACAGGAACUAUGUCGUGCUGGUUUAGGAAGCUCUUGCUCAGGAAGUGCCAGUAGUCAGAUACCAUGAGCGAAGUCAGAAUGGUAUUGUUUUUAGUUUGUCUUUUACUAAAGCUCCAGGAUCCCAGACAGUGUUUUGGAGUCGUCCUUCCAUGCUCCUCCAGUUGAGUCCUUGUUGAACACAUACAACUUGAGAGCAACAUCCUUUAUACUCCUACUCAACAACCCUACUGUCACAUUCUCAGUUGUGUUUACAAACCAUCAAUAGUCCAACUGAAAUAGGACAGGAAAACUAGGUCACUUCCCAUCUGGUAAAUGUGUAUUGGGUUCGUGGGGAGCGACACGUUACUGGUGAUAUGUAUGCCCUGUCUACAUAUGAGGAAUGUGUGUAUGCAUGUGGAUCUAGAUGUUGUCUUCUCUGUAUAGAUGAAAGUUGAAGGCGUUACGGUUUGUUUGUCAUGUGGGACCUAUCUUUGUGAUAUAAAGGGAAAGAAAACAGGAUAAAGGGCAACCUAACUUGACUUUUAUCAGUUUGAAACGUCAGUGUUUUGUGAAACUUUGUUACAUUUUAGUCAUUUAGCAGACACUCUUAUCCAGAGUGACUUACAGUUAGUGAAUACAUUAUUUUUUCAUACU